Ceratotherium simum simum (southern white rhinoceros) is the source of this 1656-nucleotide messenger RNA. The record is from RefSeq and is a predicted model, not a curated record. NCBI's taxonomy places the organism in Eukaryota, Metazoa, Chordata, Mammalia, Perissodactyla, Rhinocerotidae.
CUGUCUUCCUCUGCUUUGCAGCCGGAGGAGGUGGCGGAGCAGCUAGCGGGCAGCUGGCGCCCCCCCUGCACAAGCCUCUGCCCCGGGGACUAGCCCCGCACUCCACUGGUUCGCUAUGAUCGCCACCGGCGGCCUGCUGAGGAUUUCUGCCAGAAAGCAGGAUCCUCUCCGCCCCCCGAGCCAGGUCCCCAAGCGCAAGCGGAAAGCCAAGAAGAGGCGCAAGAACGACGUGGUGGUGGUGAAAGGCAGGCUGAAGCUGUGCUCCGUCUCUGGGCUCAUCGCCCUCUGCGGGAUCCUGGUGCUGCUGGUGGGCAUAGCCAUGGCGGUGGUGGGCUACUGGCCCACGGCCAACGGGGCCACUAGGGAGGGGGCGAAGCAGCUGCCGCCCGCGGGCAGCGGCCACCGCGUCCCGACCACGGCCAGUGGCAGCAGCACUGGCAGCAAGAACCGGUCCAGGAGCCACCCGGGGACUCCGGGGGGUGUCAACUCCAGUUCCCUGGGCGCGCCGAGGAGCACGCCUCCAGCGCGGUCCGCCGCCCCUUCUCCGGCCUCCUCCACGUCCGUGGGGUUCUUCUUCCGAGUCUUCUCCGGCUACCUGCACUCUGACAAGCUCAAAGUCUUCGGGCCCCUCAUCAUGGGCAUCGGCAUCUUUCUGUUCAUCUGCGCCAACGCGGUGCUCCACGAGAACCGAGACAAGAAGACCAAGGUCAUCAACCUGCGGGACCUGUACUCCACCGUCAUCGACGUGCACAGCCUCCGCGCCAAAGACCUGGCGGCCGCCGCCUCGACCCCGGCCCCCGCCUCGGCGCCCGCCGGGGCCGCGCCGCUCAACGGCUUCCUCGGCUACGUGCAGUCGCGGGGCCUGGAGCUCACCGCCAGGGGGCAGGGCGGCCGCCUGCCCAGGACCGGCAGGUUCGCGGCCCCGCGGCGCCGCAGCACCAGCAGGCUCCCGGACCACCGGGCACCUCCGGCCCCUGAGCCCCCGCCUUCUCCGGGCAGCGCGGACCUGGACUCGAGCCUUCCGGCCAAAGCUGCCUCCCCCUCGCUCCCGCUGCGGCCAGAGGACUCGCCCCCCACCAGGCUGGACUCGCCGAGCUCCCUGUCGGACGACCGGUCCUGCAGCAGUAAGAGCUACAGCCCACUGCGGGAGGCCGGCACCUCCUUGGAGUCUGUUGUGGACGCAGUAGCCAGUAAAAGCCCAGACUGUGAGGCCGCCACCGCCCCGGGUGCGGAGCAGAGCCCCCCGGAGGGUCCCAGCCAAGAGCCACCCGCGGCCGAGCCGCCUCUGCCGGUGCAGAGGCAGUUUACAAACAGAGAGAAACUCUUCAUGAUUUCCCGGUCUCACGCCUUUGGGGUAGAGGACGAACUGGAAAGUACUGGCAUUUAGGGAAAGAGGGAGCCAGAGAGGAAAGGAGUGAGAAAUGGGAGGAAUGCCCACUUGAAUCAGUGAAUUGAACAGUUCCUCUUUCCUGGUGGACUUAUGGGAGGAAACCAUCCAGUACCCAAAGAGCUGCAGAAUGUUCUUGAAUUCCUUCACGAGAUUCCUGGAGACAACUCCAGGCAUUUUUUAAGAGCAAACUAGUCUUUUAUGUCAAAUGGUGACUGGUAUGUUCCAUAAAACCAAACGUAUCAAAAGGUCAGCAAUCUAGUGUGUUA